Notolabrus celidotus (New Zealand spotty) is the source of this 1193-nucleotide messenger RNA. RefSeq names its product olfactory receptor 1P1-like. Gene Ontology annotation, cellular component: membrane. NCBI's taxonomy places the organism in Eukaryota, Metazoa, Chordata, Actinopteri, Labriformes, Labridae. Gene Ontology annotation, molecular function: G protein-coupled receptor activity; olfactory receptor activity. Gene Ontology annotation, biological process: G protein-coupled receptor signaling pathway. The coding region runs from base 1 to 918 and encodes 305 amino acids. The transcript has a single exon. The record is from RefSeq and is a predicted model, not a curated record.
AUGAACUCCUCUCAGGUGUUUGAGUUCACUCUCAGUGCGUACCUGGACCCCGGGGUCUUGAAGUACUUGUUCUUCCUGGUUGUGUUGUUCUUGUAUGUGUUGAUAAUCUGUGCUAACGUGUUGCUCCUGGUGGUGAUCGGUGUGAACCGGAGCCUCCAUGAACCCAUGUACCUCUUCCUGUGCAGCCUGUUUGUGAACGAGCUGUACGGCAGCACGGGUCUGUUCCCGUUCCUGCUGGUCCAGCUCCUCUCUGAGGUCCACAGCAUCCCCGCUCCGCUCUGCUUCCUGCAGGUCUUCUGUCUGUUCUAUUACGCCUGUGUUGAGUUCUUUAACCUGGCCAUCAUGUCGUAUGACCGGUACCUGGCUAUCUGUCACCCUCUGCAGUAUAACACCCGGAUGACGCCUCACAGGAUCGCCCUGCUCAUCGCUCUGGUCUGGUUCUAUGCUUCUGUUCUGUGUGUGGUUCCCCUCCUGCUGAGCGCUCCUCUGCAGCUGUGCGGUCACAUGAUCAACAAAGUGUACUGUGAUAACUACUCCAUCGUGAAGCUCUCGUGCUCUGACACCACAACCAACAACGUCUACGGACUCCUCGGGGCCUCCUUCAGCAUCCUGUGUCCCUUAGGUCUGAUCCUCUACACCUACAUGAGGAUCAUCAGAGUCUGUUUCUCUGGGUCCAAGCAGACCCGACAGAAAGCGGUCAGCACCUGUACCCCUCACCUGGCCACCCUGCUCAACUUCUCCUUCGGGGCGUUCUUUGAGAUCAUGCAGAGCAGGUUCAAUAUGAGCAGGGUUCCCCCCGUACUGAGGAUCCUGCUGUCCCUUUACUUCCUGACCUGUCAGCCCCUCUUCAGCCCCUUCGUGUACGGUCUGAACAUCACAAAGAUCCGGGUCAUCUGUAAGAACCUCUUCUUCUCCUGAGCGCAGAGACCGCAGACGUCUGAGGGGAUCACAUGAGCUGCUGUGAUGCACCGUACUUUUCUUUAGUCCCUGAAAGCAUCACGGGUUCUUUCUUUAUUUGAAGAGAGGAAACCUCCUUUAGGACCUCUGAGUGUGGGGCUGUUCUCCUCUCAGGGUCAGACUGCAGAGGUCCCAGUCUGAGGAUCUGACCCUCUUAAUCUGGAUUAUAUUGAGCUAGAUGUUCUCUGUGUCUGAGGAGCUGAUGAGUGUCAAAUAAAGGAACAUGCUGAAAGUGA